UUAUGUCUUUGCUAAUAAAGUUAAGUUGACGCAAUUUGAAACCAAGAUGGCGGUGCACAUACCGCUGUCUUUAAAGAUGUCACCCUCAGCUUUACUGGGCUUUAAGUGUCUAUAUACUGAACAGUAUUCUUCCAGAAAACUGCUAAAAUCUUUAACGGAGCUCUGCAGACGAGGAUACUCCGUGAAAGCCCAGCAGGCGGUGGAGGAGGGUGGUGGUGUCAGCGCCGCCGGGUUCAGCGGCCCUCUGGAUCACUACAGCGGGCUGAUCCGAGACGGAACACUGCGGGAGGAUGAGCAUCAGAAAGCGGUGCUACAGAAACUGGAAGAGCUUCACAAAACACUGAGAGGAUACAGCAACACACCGACAUCCAUCUUCUCCAAGUUUUUCACAAAACCCAAACCUCCUAAAGGCUACUACAUCUUCGGUGACGUUGGCACAGGAAAAACUAUGGUCAUGGACAUGUUUUAUUCACAUGUGGAGACUGAAAAGAAGAAGAGGGUUCAUUUCCACGGCUUUAUGUUGGACGUGCAUAAAAGGAUCCAUCGGCUGAAACAGAGUAUGCCAAAGCGGAAAGCAGGGAAAAUGGCCAAAUCCUAUGACCCCAUUGCUCCAGUUGCCGAGGAGAUCAGUGAAGAGGCUUGUCUUCUAUGCUUUGAUGAGUUUCAGGUCACUGAUAUCGCUGAUGCCAUGAUUCUCAAGCAGCUGUUUGAGAAUCUGUUUCUGAACGGAGUCGUCGUUGUGGCCACGUCUAAUCGUCCUCCUGAAGACUUAUAUAAAAACGGGCUGCAGAGAGUCAACUUUGUGCCUUUUAUUGCUGUGUUGCAGAAAUAUUGCCAAACUCUUCGUCUGGACUCUGGGAUAGAUUACCGCAAAAGGAACAGACCUUCUGCUGGAAAACUCUACUUCCUCUCCAGUGAGCCUGAUGUAGAGGCAACACUAGACAAGAUGUUUGAUGAGCUGGCUUUCAAGCAGAAUGACAUAACACGACCAAGAGUUAUGAACGUUCACAACAGAAAAGUCCUUCUGAACAAAGCUUGCGGGACCAUCGUAGACUGUACGUUUGAGGAGCUGUGUGAUAGACCUUUAGGGGCCAGUGACUACCUGGAGAUCUCCAGGCUGUUUGACACCGUAUUUAUUCGGCACAUUCCUCUGCUCACGCUGAACAAGAAAACUCAAGCCAGGCGUCUCAUAACGCUCGUGGAUGCCCUCUACGACCAUAAGGUGCGGGUGGUGAUUCUCGCCGACCACCCUCUGGAGGACAUGUUCGUACACGACGGGGAUCACGGUCACGACGAGAGCCACAUUCUGAUGGACGAUCUGGGCCUGAAAAGGGAAGAAGCCAGCAGUCUGUCCAUAUUCAGCGGGGAGGAGGAAAGAUUUGCCUUCCAGAGGACAGUGUCUCGACUCACAGAGAUGCAGACGGAAGAAUAUUGGUUGGAAGGGGACAGAAGCGCCAAAUCACAGGUUUAACAUUUGGGAAAAGUCGACCGUGUUACACAACGUCCAUACUUCAUACAUUGUUCUCCUCCUCUGCCAAACACAGUCCAGACGGAACAUUACUCCUACUCAUCUUAUCCAGCACAAACGCAACGGGACUGCUCAACAGCGUGUGUGUGUGUGUGUGUGUGUGUGUGUGCAAAUGUUGUACAGAGAAUAUUUAUUGAUAUCUUAAGGCCUUUUAUGACUUUAUUGCGAUGUUGCACUUUACAGAUAAUUUUUAAGAUGAACUUUAGGGUGUCAUAUUGCUUUUAACUCAGUAUCAUAUAGUGGUCCAACUGUAUUUACUUUUAUAAAUCUGUGGGAAAAAGCUGAAUGACUUUGGGAAAUGGAUUUGCAACAAGUUAUUGUGAAGAUUUAAUUGACAUUUUAAUGUAUCUCUUUUGAGAUACGUAAUAUUUUUGAAAAUGUAAUGCAUCUCAAUGAGUUAUAUAUGAUUCUAACACAAGUCUAAAUACAGUGGCAGGAGAUUGGCCUGGG
Molecule: messenger RNA, 1978 nt
Organism: Seriola aureovittata
Lineage: Eukaryota; Metazoa; Chordata; Actinopteri; Carangiformes; Carangidae
Gene: afg1la
Product: AFG1 like ATPase a
Exons: 13
Coding region: 47-1471 (474 amino acids)
Cellular component (GO): mitochondrion; cytoplasm
Molecular function (GO): ATP binding; ATP hydrolysis activity
Source: RefSeq, a predicted model, not a curated record